AGCUAUGAAGGGGCUUUCCAUCCUGCUGGGAAUCCAGCUGCUGCUGUUCACAGCGAUGCUGGUUUCAGCUGUUGAGAUGAAGGAGCGUAUAGAGAGAGGUGUUGAGGACUAUUAUGAGAGGAUGAGAAGAGGUAGUGAAAAGGAGAUGUUAGGAGACGUUAGUGAGGAGAGGAGAGCUUUAGAUGACGACGACGAUGAUUAUAAAGGGCUGGAGGCCAGUGAGAACAGAAAAGAUGAAAAGAUAAAGAGAGCAGUCAGUCACGUUGCUACAGACAGGAUUGAUGAAGCUGCUGAGAACAGCGUUGAUGAGGACGGGAGCAGUGACAGCGAAGAGAUUUCAGAUGAUGAGAGGAUGAAUACAGCCAAGGUGAAAGAGAAAAUGAAGCCUUAUGUUGAAGAUAGUCCAGACGAUAAAGACAGCAUGUACCGAGCCAGUGCUGAAGGUCCUGAAAGGAAGAUAAGAGCGCUUGAUGAUUCUGAAAACAAUAGGAUGAAUAUCGCUGGAGGGGUCAACUUUAAAGAUAGGUUGAUAAAAGCCAUUGAAAAGAAGCAGCAAGGACAUCAUAACAAAGCCAAGGGUUCGAAGAUGAAAAAACAUAAGAAGAAAACAGCUGACAACACCAAAGAGAAAGAAAAGAGGAAGACAGCAGCUGUUGAGAGUGUCACGUAUGAGAGGGUGAAGAGAGCCGUCAAUGAUUUGAUUAACAAAGCUGCUCACGAUGAAGAUGAAGACAAGGAUAGAAUGAGAAGAGCCUGGCGAUGACGGCACCAAGAUGUUCAAUAUAUUUGAAGAUUAAGUUUUGUUAGAACUGCAGCAUUUUAUAUUUAAGCAAAAUCGCUCUUAAUUAAUAAAACUUUGACAGCAUAAUUGUUUAUUUUUUUAUGAUAAGAAUGUAAAAUUAGGCUAGUUCCCUGUCAGGACUAGGCCUUUCUCCCCCCACAACUGGUUAUGUUCACUAGUCCCAGCACGCAGAGAGAUUGUACUGUACACGUAUGACAAAUAUUUUCUGCAUGAUG
Polyodon spathula (Mississippi paddlefish) is the source of this 1017-nucleotide messenger RNA. Its product is annotated as DEAD-box ATP-dependent RNA helicase 42-like. The transcript is spliced from 2 exons. The coding region runs from base 5 to 763 and encodes 252 amino acids. The record is from RefSeq and is a predicted model, not a curated record. NCBI's taxonomy places the organism in Eukaryota, Metazoa, Chordata, Actinopteri, Acipenseriformes, Polyodontidae.